ACGCGAGUAAACAUCACAUGCGGAAAUCGACCUCGAACAUGAUAACAAAGUAGUCAGGGCAUUCCUCGGCUGGCUGUACAUCGAUGUAGAUAUGGCAGUGGCUGGCAGUGGGAUACCUGCAGAUCUCACCCAGGGCGAGGACUCCGUAGAGAGCUACAUUAAAAAGCUGGUGUUGCAGCAAAAAACUGGAGAAGUCACAGAACAGUAUGCAAUCACAAAGCAUCACUGGAAACCGAGUGACUCCAGGAAGGUCUGUGCCACGGAGGGCUGUGGAAACAGGUUCAGUUUGAUCAGCAGAAAACACCAUUGUAGAAGGUGUGGGGAGGUGUUCUGUGAGAGCUGUACACGAUAUCAGAUGAGACUGAACACACUGGCCAGCCCAGACCCUCAGGGAAGACUACAGAAAUAUAUAGUGAGUGUCUAUAUUAAUGGGGAGAGAAUUUCCUCAUUCCUUACUUUCUAUUGUUCAUUCAGCAUAGAUAUAGAUAUGGAGGUGAGACGGCUUAAGGAAGGUUUCAAAGAGAGCGUGGGGAACUCAGAGGUGAGGAGGACCUUCCUGGAAUUACGUAAAAUGGUGGGCACUCCAGACUGGCAGAGAGCCACCUACUGGGAGUAUACCAGCUUAUCCACCAUGUGUUGUUACUGUAAUAAGGAGUUUGGACUGCUGCAGAAUCGUCGCCACCCCUGCACUGUCUGCGGCUUCAUGGCGUGUGGCGACUGCUGUAGUAAGGACCUGAUUGUCUACAUACCCAAUGAGGAGAAAGGAUCCAAAGACCCAGAGCCCAGAAUUGCUGUGAUAAAAAUUGUUGGGUGUCCUGAGCGUGAACCUGACAUGUGUGUGUAUCUGCGCAUCUGCUCACAGUGCCACCUAUAUUUGGAGGAGAAACAAGUGCAGAAGAUGCAGCAGACGCUGACGGACCAGCUUCAGAAAACUGACCUGUUCUGGACAAAAAUUGUGGAGGCAGCUAAGAAACUUUCCAGAAUAAGAGCAAAGAUCAAUGCUCAUUUACCUAAGUAUCAGGAGCACAUCAACACAAUGGGGAUCGACAGCGGGGCGCCAAGAGCAAGUCUACAGGGAGAAAAUGGUAUACAAGUCCUUGCCAGGGCACAGUGUGACAUGUCAGAUCUGUUUGUGACAUUUGUUCUGGCAGUAGAGAGCAUCAGAGGAAUCCAACCCUCCACAACACAACAAACCACUGUCCUGAAGAAUCUAGUCAGGGGUAAUUAUAAUUUUUACCAAGAGACCGUGUUCCUAUUCCGUGAGUUGAGAAAGACCUUGGAGGACACCACGCUCACCUCCGCAGACAUCUUAGAAACCAUUCAGAAAUUUGUGGAUAGAAAUGCCAUGAGAGCAGUUUACGUAUUCUUGAAGCAGCUAGCUCUGGAAAGUCUCAUGCUGUGUGACAAGUUCACCUUGAACAACACAGUGCCUGUUCAGUUUGCAGAAGCCGAGGAGGUUGUUUGCCAGGACUUGAAGCAGUGUAUAAAGGAUUGUAAAGAUGACUGGGCAGAGAGUGAGGAAGAUAUUAACAAUGUAUUGAAGGACCAGAUACAGCGUUUGUUAUAUGGUACACAAUAA
Molecule: messenger RNA, 1579 nt
Organism: Lingula anatina
Lineage: Eukaryota; Metazoa; Brachiopoda; Lingulata; Lingulida; Lingulidae
Molecular function (GO): metal ion binding
Source: RefSeq, a predicted model, not a curated record